Molecule: messenger RNA, 904 nt
Organism: Suncus etruscus (white-toothed pygmy shrew)
Lineage: Eukaryota; Metazoa; Chordata; Mammalia; Eulipotyphla; Soricidae
Gene: NANOS2
Product: nanos C2HC-type zinc finger 2
Exons: 1
Coding region: 54-470 (138 amino acids)
Biological process (GO): negative regulation of translation; oogenesis
Cellular component (GO): perinuclear region of cytoplasm
Molecular function (GO): mRNA binding; zinc ion binding
Source: RefSeq, a predicted model, not a curated record
CCUCAUCUCUGGCCUCUCUCUAGCUGACUCUCAGCCCUGCCAGGGGUUCCACCAUGCAGCUGGCCCCAUUUGAUAUGUGGAAGGACUAUUUGAACCUGAACCAGGUUCUGCUGGAUCUGAUCCAAGGUCGGAGGCUCAAGCCAGAGGCCCAAAGGGCUGAGGAUGAGUCAAGGGCCAAGGCAGGAGACGUGGGUGUGAACGGGGGUCCCAGCGAGGACCCAGGUACCCACUGCAACUUUUGCAAACACAACGGGGAGUCGCGCCAUGUCUAUGCGUCCCACCCACUGAAGACCCUGGAAGGUGUGGUGGUAUGUCCCAUCCUGCGGCACUAUGUGUGUCCCGUGUGUGGGGCCACCGGUGGCCAGGCACACACCCUCAAAUACUGCCCAUUCAAUGGUGACCAGAAGGCCCUGAAGUCCCUGUGCCGCCGCAGCAGUCGGAACUCAACUGGCCACAAGGUCAAAGCCUGAAGACCUACGGGGGUCCUACCUUUCCCAUCCCUCCUGCCUCAAGGCCCGUCAAGUUCCCAGACGCCCAUACUCCAGCCCCAUUGAAGUCCUAGCCCUGGGGAAUUCUGGGGUCCAGCCAAACCCUUUCACUCUGCACCCUAAAAGUUUCUUUGGGGUCCCCAUGUCCUCUGCAUUGCCAAGUCCUCAGGCCUCUGUUUGGUGUUUUCAUGCUUCUGGGACAUUUGGGGGACACUCUGCCCUCAGCCUCUGCAGGCAGAUGGGGAGCUUUGUUCCGACUGGACGGUGCCCUCCCAGGGUGGACUCUGCAUUGGGGGGCAGAGAGCAAGACUGGUUCCGACUCUCCAGCCCCCCGAAGUUCAGUAUCUCAGCAUGAGAACGUGGCUCCUGACUGGCAUUCUGAACCCCAGGAUGUCACCUGCGAACAGAACAUGCCG